UGGGUGAAGUUCUCAGCUCCUUCCACUGCACCCAAAUUCAAACCGGGUUUUAUUCUUUUGAAAGAAAAGUAAAGGAAUUGAAUUUGCAGUAAGCAGAGUGGAAAAAAAGACACUUUUUUUAUUUUUUGUGUGUGAAAGAAGAGAUUUUUUGGAAGAUGAUUGCCGAGAAACCUAGUUGGGUUAGGCAUGAAGGCAUGCAAAUUUUCUCCAUUGAUGUUCAACCCGGCGGGGACAGGUUCGCUACUGGUGGUGGUGAUCACAAGGUUCGCAUAUGGAAUAUGAAGUCUGUUAGUACGGACAGAGAAAAUGAUGCCUCUUCUCAAAGGCUUCUUGCAACCCUGCGGGAUCACUUUGGGUCUGUCAAUUGUGUUAGGUGGGCUAAGCAUGGAAGGUAUGUCGCAUCAGGGUCCGAUGAUCAGGUGAUAUUGAUUCAUGAGAGAAAGCCUGGUUCAGGAACUACAGAAUUUGGCAGUGGAGAGGCCCCGGAUAUUGAAAACUGGAAAGUUGCAAUGACUUUGAGAGGACACACUGCAGAUGUGGUGGAUCUUAAUUGGUCUCCUGAUGAUUCCGCAUUGGCUAGUGGGAGUUUGGACAACACUAUCCAUGUAUGGAAUAUGAGUGAUGGCAUUUGCAUUACUGUUCUAAGGGGCCAUUCUAGCCUGGUUAAGGGGGUUGCUUGGGAUCCUAUUGGCUCAUUUAUAGCAAGUCAAUCUGAUGAUAAAACUGUCAUUUUUUGGCGAACUAGUGAUUGGAGCCUUGCUCAUAGGACAGAUGGUCACUGGACAAAAUCACUUGGAUCAACCUUUUUCAGGCGGCUUGGGUGGUCUCCUUGUGGUCAUUUUAUCACCACUACUCAUGGUUUCCAGAAGCCAAGGCAUUCUGCCCCUGUGCUAGAGAGAGGGGAAUGGUCCGCAACAUUUGAUUUCCUAGGACACAAUGCUCCCAUCAUUGUAGUGAAAUUCAACCAUUCUAUGUUCAGAAGGAAUUCCUCUAAUGCUCAGGAAGUGAAGUCUGAACCUGUUGGGUGGACCAAUGGUGCUUCCAAGACUGGAAGCAAAGAGCCACAGCCUUACAAUGUUAUUGCCAUUGGAAGUCAGGAUCGGACUAUAACAGUAUGGACUACUGCAAGCCCCCGUCCUCUGUUUGUGGCUAAGCAUUUUUUUGCUCAAAGUGUUGUGGACUUGUCCUGGAGUCCUGAUGGAUAUUCACUUUUUGCAUGCUCCUUGGAUGGAUCUGUAGCUACAUUUCAUUUUGAGGUAAAAGAACUUGGUCAGAGAUUAGGUGAUUCUGAGCUAGAUGAAUUGAAGAGAAGUCGUUAUGGCGAUGAAAGAGGUCGUAAAGCAAACUUAGCUGAAAGUCCGGCACAGUUACUGCUAGAAGCAGCUUCUUCCAAGCAAACAUCCAGCAAAAAAGUGGUUUCUAAUGUCCAGCAAAACCAAACAAUUGAAAAGGCUUAUGUUGAUACGGGAGUUGCUACAACAAAUGCUGAGCCUCAAGUUGAUGAUGGUAAGAAGAGUGGAGGUCCAGUUGGUGAUGGGUCAAACAGAGUUACAACCUCUGGCCGGAUUUCUAGUCCUGUUAAGCAAAGAGAAUAUAGACGACCUGAUGGUCGUAAAAGAAUUAUUCCAGAAGCAGUUGGAUUGCCUGUUCAGCAGGAAAACAUGUCUGGUGCAGUUCAGCAAGAACUUGAUUUUCCUCUUGUGUCUUCUGAUCACAGAAAGGGUACUGACAGAGCUGUUUCUAAUGAUGAUGGCAUAAGAGCAAAUAGCCUGGGAGGAGCACUUGGCAGGAAAUCAGAUUUAAAAGAGCGUUCUGGGGUUACUGCUAGGGCCACAAUUUCUGAGAGCCUAGUAAUUGAGAAGGUUCCAGCUUGUGCUGGCGAUGGAAGCAUCAAUGUUGAGCAGUUGGGCAAUUUGAUGACUUCUAGUUCUUUAGUUCCUUGUUGUGCUACACUUUCCAUUAGGGUAUUUGACAAAAAAGGUGGGGAAGAUAAUUCACCUGUUGUUUUGGAAGCACGCCCAAGAGAACAUGCUGUAAAUGACAUUGUAGGGGUGGGAAAUACAACCACGAUGAAAGAAACAGAAAUUAUGUGCACAAGGGGGCGUCAGACACUUUGGUCUGAUAGGAUAUCAGGAAAAGUCACUGUUUUAGCUGGCAAUGCUAAUUUCUGGGCAGUUGGGUGUGAAGAUGGAUGUCUUCAGAUUUACACAAAGUGUGGGAGACGAGCAAUGCCUACCAUGAUGACGGGAUCUGCAGCAACAUUUGUAGAUUGUGAUGAGUGCUGGACAUUGUUGCUGGUGACAAGAAGAGGAUCCCUUUAUUUAUGGGAUUUAUUCAACCGAACCUGUCUCCUUCACGAUUCAUUGGCUUCUCUCGUUGCUUCAAGUCCUAACUCAUCUGCUAAAGAUUCAGGUACCAAAUAUUACCUACAUUUGUUUGAUAUUGGAGAUACGUGGUUUUUAACUAUGGCCUUGAGCUUAUUUUUUUUAUCCCCCUAUAUGAGGGCAACUUGCCUUGGAACUAUUAAAGUUAUAUCUGCAAAGCUAUCAAAAUCUGGUUUACCUCUUAUUGUGUUGGCCACCCGCCAUGCUUUCCUAUUUGAUAUGAGUGUCAAGUGUUGGCUCAGGGUUGCAGAUGAUUGCUUCCCUGCAUCAAAUUUUGCCAGCUCUUGGAGUUUGGGUUCAAUUCAAAGUGGUGAGCUGGCAACUUUGCAGGUUGAUCUUAGAAAAUAUUUGGCCCGGAAACCAGGUUGGACUAGAGUGACUGACGAUGGAGUGCAGACACGUGCUCAUUUGGAAGCUCAAUUGGCUUCUUCCUUGGCUUUGGGAUCCCCCAGUGAAUAUCGCCAAUGCCUGUUGUCCUACUUACGCUUUCUUGCAAGAGAAGCAGAUGAAUCUCGUUUACGAGAAGUCUGUGAGAGUUUUCUUGGACCUCCAACGGGGAUGGCUGAGGAAGCAUCUUCAUGUUCAAAUAACCUGGCAUGGGAUCCUUUUGUGCUUGGAAUGAGGAAACACAAGCUCCUGAGGGAAGAUAUUCUUCCUUCCAUGGCAUCAAACAGGAAAGUCCAGAGAUUGCUUAAUGAAUUCAUGGAUCUCUUAUCUGAAUAUGAGAUUGCUGAUGCUAAUGAAGACCACAGAAAUCCCAUGUUACCAAAGUCAUCUUCACUAGCAACCAAUCCGAUCGAGAGCCAUUCAGUAGCAACAGAUCACGUGGACAGUGUUACACCAAAAUUGGACCAUGCAGUCAGAGAUGAUCAGCACAAUACCCAACUGGAAAAAGAUCAAACAAAUUUUCCUCUGGCACUCACAAAUGAAGCUAUUUCAGAUACCCCUAUGACUGAUCAAGUUUGCCAGGAUACACAACAACUAAAGGAAGAAGGUUCCUAGCUAGUGCAUCUCAUUAUUGGAGGUAGGUAGUAUCCUGAUACGGAAAGAAGUGGGUCCCAAUAGAGACCCAGGUUAUUGGUUAAUGGGUUCCUGACUCAGCAAUUUUUUUUUAAAGUUUUCAUGAGAAGAUAAAUUAGUACAGAAAGGGACUCUCGAAUUUCCCUACCAUUUCCAUUGUAUUUCAAUUAGUUGUAUAACGACAUUGUAAUAAAUAUGUAAUCGUA
Messenger RNA from Gastrolobium bilobum, 3610 nucleotides. RefSeq names its product protein HIRA-like. The coding region runs from base 156 to 3386 and encodes 1076 amino acids. NCBI's taxonomy places the organism in Eukaryota, Viridiplantae, Streptophyta, Magnoliopsida, Fabales, Fabaceae. The transcript has 10 exons. Gene Ontology annotation, cellular component: nucleus; HIR complex. Gene Ontology annotation, molecular function: protein binding; nucleosome binding. Gene Ontology annotation, biological process: regulation of DNA-templated transcription; DNA-templated transcription; chromatin remodeling. The record is from RefSeq and is a predicted model, not a curated record.